AGCUAAUUUGAGACCUUCCAAUAGAGCUUUUGUUUCGGCUUCGAACGGGGUGGAACAAAGGAGGGUGUCAGCUCGCCCGUCACACACUUGUCCAUGGUGGUUAAUGACAACAACACCAUAUGCCGCCGGCUGGGAGUCGUUUAAGAACGACCCAUCACAGUGAAUCACAAAAUUAUGAUUGCUUGGAGAGAGAAAAUCUGUGUGAGCUGAGAGAGGGCAAUUCAAACCAAAUAAAUAAAAAAGAGAGAAAAUCUGUGGAGCUGAGAGAGGGCAAAUCGUGGCAGAUCUUCCCUUUCCAAACUGUCCUGAUUUCCCCUCCCACUCCCAGCGACCCAGAUUCAUAUAUUAAUCAACUCCUUCCUUCCCAGCGAGCCAAUACCCCUCAACUUCUUAUUCCUGCUGCUGCUACAACUCUCCCCCUCUGUUUCAUCAGAAUGGGUAUGGCUGCUGUCGCCGAAGCUCGUCAUCUUGCUCAGGACCAGCAGUUCCAUGUUCUUGCUGUUGAUGACAGUAUCAUCGACAGAAAGUUGAUUGAGAGGCUCCUCAAGACCUCCUCCUACCAUGUUGACAGUGACAGCAGUUGAUUCUGGGAGCAAGGCACUGGAGUUUCUUGGGCUGAACAACAACAACAACAACAGCAGUAGUAGUAGUAGUAGUGAAGAUGGGGAGGAGAGUGCUGCUGCUCACGAUGACAUUAGUUUGAUCAUUACCGAUUACUGUAUGCCCGGAAUGAGCGGCUACGACCUCCUCAGAAGAAUCAAGGAAUCCGAGUCUUUCAAGGACACUCCCGUCGUCAUCAUGUCUUCCGAGAAUGUGCCCUCCAGAAUCAACACCUGCCUUCAACAAGGAGCUCAAGACUUCUUCCUCAAGCCGCUUCAAUUGUCACAUGUCACCAAGCUCAAAUCUCACCUUUUCCGCUGCACCACUUGCUGAAUACACACACUACCACUCUCCACAUCCAUAUGUAUGUAUGUCUUCUCUUGGGAGGAAUUGACAUGAUAAAUACUCCUUCAGAAUUUAAUUUAAUUUAGAGAUAUCCGCAGCCAAUGCUCUUCAUUUUUAUCCAGACUAGUAUCAAUACCCGCGACUAC
Messenger RNA from Linum tenue, 1091 nucleotides. NCBI's taxonomy places the organism in Eukaryota, Viridiplantae, Streptophyta, Magnoliopsida, Malpighiales, Linaceae. The record is from the annotation of a GenBank genome assembly.